AUGAGUUGCUUUACACUAACAGUUUUUCUGCUUAUGCUUUCGGUUUCAUCUUCAACUUCUGCAACAGUCAAUGAUCACUUUCUCCAGUGCAUGUCUAUUCAUUCUACACCCCAUGCUAAGUUCGCCCAAAUCAUCCAUCAACCAAACUCCUCUUUGUAUUCAUAUUUCUUGCAAUCUUCUCAACAAAAUCCCAGAUGGCUAAACGCCUCAACCUCAAAGCCUCUUCUCAUCCUCACACCUUUUCACGAGUCUGAAAUCCAAGCAGCCGUUCUCUGCAGCAGGAAGCAGGGUUUGCAAAUCAGGACUCGAAGUGGUGGCCAUGACUAUGAAGGGCUGUCCUACCUCAGCGAAGCCCCUUUCAUCAUUGUUGACCUCAUCUAUCUAGGGACAGUCAGUGUUGAUAUUGAAGAUGAAACAGCAUGGGUUCAGGCCGGAGCAACCCUUGGUGAGCUCUACUAUAGUAUUUCCAUGAAAAGCCAUAUCCAUGGAUUCCCGGCUGGGAUAUGUCCAACUGUAGGGGUUGGUGGGCACUUCAGUGGAGGAGGGUUUGGCACCUUGUUAAGGAAGUAUGGCCUGGCUGCGGAUAAUAUUCUCGAUGCUUACCUGAUAGAUGUUAAUGGAAGAAUCCUCAAUAGAGAAUCCAUGGGUGAGUCUUUGUUUUGGGCUAUAAGAGGGGGUGGAGGAGCAAGCUUUGGAAUCAUAGUUUCAUGGAAAAUAAAGCUGGUUCGAGUUCCACCAACCGUGACUGUUUUCACCAUUCAUAAGACCUUGGAACAAGGCGCCACCAAGCUUGUCCACAGGUGGCAAUAUGUUGCAGACCAAUUACAUGAAGAUAUCUUUAUCAGAAUCAUCAUUCAAGAUGUGGGUGGACAGAGCAGUGGUAAGAAGAUGACAAUCCAAGCUUCCUUCAACUCUCUAUUUCUGGGAGGAGUUGACAAGCUAAUCCCAUUGAUGGGCAAGAGCUUCCCUGAGCUGGGUUUGCAGGCAGGAGACUGCACCGAAAUGACUUGGAUUGAAUCUGUCCUCUACUUUGCAGGCUUCCCAAGAGGAAAUUCCUUAGACGUUUUACUAAACAGAACUCAUCCUGACAGGAGCUAUUUCAAGGCAAAAUCAGAUUAUGUUAAGGAGCCCAUACCAGAAGUUGGCCUAGAAGGUUUGUGGGAGAGAUUUUUGAAAGAACAGAUAGUAUUCAUGAUAAUGGAUCCUUAUGGGGGAAGAAUGAAUAAGAUUUCAGAAUCUGAGCUCCCUUUUCCCCACAGAAAAGGAAACUUGUACAACAUACAGUACCUGGUGAAAUGGGAAGUCAAUGAGGCCAAGAUAUCAAACAAGCAUGUACACUGGAUCAGGAUGCUGUACCAAUACAUGAGGCCUUUUGUUUCCAAAUCUCCCAGGGCUGCCUAUCUCAACUACAGGGAUCUUGACUUGGGGAUCAACAAUCAGGACAAGGCAAGCUACUCACAAGCCUGGGUUUGGGGUACAAAGUACUUCAAGGGUAACUUCUUCAGACUGGCAUGGGUGAAGGCCAAGGUUGAUCCAGAUAACUUUUUCAGGAACGAACAAAGCAUUCCACCACUUCCCACAUGGAGAACAAGAAGAAGGUGGUAUGAUUAGACAGACCCCUAUUGGAAUAUGUAUAAUCAAAGAAAGUUUUUAAU
Messenger RNA from Vitis riparia (riverbank grape), 1655 nucleotides. RefSeq names its product berberine bridge enzyme-like 23. The coding region runs from base 1 to 1611 and encodes 536 amino acids. Lineage: Eukaryota; Viridiplantae; Streptophyta; Magnoliopsida; Vitales; Vitaceae. The record is from RefSeq and is a predicted model, not a curated record. Gene Ontology annotation, molecular function: oxidoreductase activity; FAD binding. The transcript has a single exon.